AGCACAAACCUCGUGGUGAUCUGCCUUCGACUCGGCCAUAUUGGAAUAUUGGAUGUCUCCGUUACACAAGGGCUCAAAAGUAGCCGUGAAAUUUUCGCAUAAUCCUCGACGAAGAGAGGAUAAUAGACGCCAUGGAGAACACGUACAGUAUAGCUGUUGCUAAUAAGUUCCUUCUCGCACUGGACGAGGACGAGGACCCUCUGGAGGUACUGAAAGCCAAGGAGCAGGAAAAAGAGGCAAAGAGGAAGGAAAAACUCUCCGAAAAGGAGAACAAGACCAAGCAGCCAGACCAGCUUCCGAAACCUGCGGCCAACAAGCCACCGAAAACCCGUGUAAUUAAAGACGCCCAGCAGCAGCCGCCCUCGAAAAACCAGGAGCCGAAAAAGGAUCAAGUGGAAAAAAAACCUGCGGUAAGACCAAGCGGUGGCGAUCGUAACGUGAAAUUUUCCGGCGAGUCUAGAGAAGAGCGCAACAACAGGCGCAACCGAGAGGAUGGCGACCAACGUACUCCUCGUGGCCAAGGAGAACCAAGACGAGGACCUUCCGGAGAGGGUCGUGAUAAUCGUGAGUUCCGUAGUUCAGUUGGUGAUAAUCAGCGUGGUGAGUUUACUGAGCGCAGAGAACGUGGAGGUGGAACUCGAGGAGUAGGUGGCCGUGGACGUGGCGGUACUCGGGGAGGUCGGGGAGGUUUCGAAAACCGUCCAAAACGCGAACGCGAUCAGGACCGUCAGUCACGGUCAGAGAAGACCGGGCAGCCGAGCGGAGUGAAACCUGUUGACAAGAGAGAGGGUGGUGGGAGCCACAAUUGGGGAACUCAUCGCGAUGAAAUUGAAGAGCAGAUGAUCCAAGAAACCCAAGACUGGAAUGCUGUCGAAAAAUCGGAUGCAGAUGUAUCCCCGGUUGUCGCCGAGCCUAAGGAAGGGGACGCUCCAGCUGCAGCAGACUCUUCGGCGGAAGAGAAGCCGCCGGCUGAGGAGGAAUCGCGCGAAUUGACUCUUGACGAGUGGAAAGCACUUCAGAGUAACCGUGCAAAGCCCCAAUAUAAUCUGCGCAAAGCAGGCGAGGGCGAGGAUCUUACUCGUUGGAAGAAGAUGUACGCUCUUGAGAAAAAGAAGGAAGGAGUCGAGGAAGAAGAAGACGAAGAGGAAGAAUACGACGCUGCUGCUGAGUAUCCGCAGCGUGUGGGCAGGCAGAAGCAUGUCCUUGACAUCGAGUUUCACUUUAGUGACGCUCGUCGCGGCACCGGAGGACGUGGAGGUCGCGGAGGUCGUGGCACACGUGGUGAACGCGCGAACGGCGGUCGUGGAUUUGGAAGUCGUGGUGGCGCUCCGAGGGAUGGAGGCGAUCGUGGUGACCGCGGAGACCGUGGAGAUCGCGGAGAUCGUGGAGAUCGCGGAGACCGCGGAGAUCGCGGAGAUCGCGAACCACGUGAUCGUGAGCGCGAGCCGCGCCCUGUAGCUGCUCCUCAGCAGCCAGAACAAAGAUCGCCGCGUGGGCGUCAAAAUGCACCCAAGGUAGAUGAUGAACACGACUUUCCCUCCUUGGGGUAAGAGCUGUAGCUCUGAAAUCAUGCAGCCCCAAUAUCGCCACAAUCAGUCCCGCAUAAGUUCGCUCCACACUUGCUAUUUUGCAUAAUACACAUUAUAUUGUGAAUAACGGUCAGAAAUAGUAAUUAACGGAAAAAAGUAACAUUUCAUAUACACACAAACACACAUGCUGCGAUUCACCCACUCUUAUACACACAUAUGAAAUACAGAAAAAGUCAAAAAUAGAAAGAAAAGAAAAAAUGCGGGUGAUUAUGGAAAAAGAAAAAUCCCUUAUAUUUGUGAAAAGCUGUGUACGGCUGUAUGUAGUUUGUAAGAGGCACUAGUCCGAAUGGAGAGUGAGGGAGUGAAAUGAAUGUUGAACGCCUUGGUCUCUUUACACACACGGAAAAUAAAAGAAAAGAAAACAAUAGUAAUUAGAUUGACAGUAAUUGGUAAUCGAAUGGCAGUUUAUUGGCUAUGAGGUUGUGGCCGAAAAGAAAUGAACUAUAAAUUUGUACGAACAAGUACUGGUUACUUGAGUAAUUUGACAGACAACGGUAUAUUUCAGCUUGGCAUAACGUGGUUUCCUUUUUUUAUUUUUACCACGAAGAUGUCACAUAAUCCUGGGUGUUACAAACUACUUUUUUUUUGUUCCUUCAUCUACGUAGCAUAUCUCGUUUUAACGUUACACCGAUGGACUAAACUAAAAUUGAUGGAAUCAGAAGCCAUCGAAAACACGAAGUAGCGAUACGUAACGACACGCGUAUAGUAAUAGGGAUAAUAAUAAUAGUAAUAAUAAUAAUAAUACUGAUAAUGUUAAUGAUUCUUUGUGGAAACUUUUAACAUGUUAUACCUACCUUCUCUUUAUUUUAUAAUUUUGAUACAAUAUUCGAGAGGGAGGGAAGGAGGGAAGACGGGAAUGACGCCUUUCUCUGUGUACAUACUUGGUCGUUGCGCGCUGAGUAGCACCGGCGAGGCUUUUUUUUCGUAUGCGAAAUAUGUCUUUCAUUGCGCGCGAAAUAUUUGACAAAUUUAUAUAUUUGAAGGUAGAAAAGAGAUUGAAACCAAAAUUUCCUUUUUUCUCCAACACUUUAGUAUAUUCGUAACGGAUAUAUGUAUUACGAAGAAAACUGUCAAAAAAAACGAUCGAUUCUACAUUCAUCCCAGACUUUAGACUCAACUUUACAUUUGUAUGACAGACCCCCAGGAGAACGGUGAAAAAGAUAGGAGUAAGAAAAACAAAAUAAAAUAAUCCACACAGCAUAUUGAUAUGUUAUACUUUUUACGCAUCAUUCGUCAUACUUUCGAUUCUAUGAAUUCUGCUAUAUCUAUUAAUUAUUUACUAUGUUUGUUAUAUAUUGAAAUAAACCAGAUAAAAAUUCACAACCUCUUCAUAAUGGAAUGAUGUUACAAUAUUUGAGACUUAGGGUAUAUGUGUAAAUAAUAUAACAUUUACAAAUAAAUUGUGACAAGACUAGCGAAA
Molecule: messenger RNA, 3009 nt
Organism: Neodiprion virginianus
Lineage: Eukaryota; Metazoa; Arthropoda; Insecta; Hymenoptera; Diprionidae
Product: plasminogen activator inhibitor 1 RNA-binding protein-like
Exons: 7
Coding region: 132-1550 (472 amino acids)
Cellular component (GO): nucleus; cytoplasm
Molecular function (GO): RNA binding
Source: RefSeq, a predicted model, not a curated record